CAAGCAAAAACAAGUCGCACCUUAGCGUAGUCUGUAGCGUAGUCUGUAGCGUACCGUCUCUCGCCGCAGUGCCGCACGCCGCACGCCAAGAAAUAUAUGGUCUGACCUCACGCACCCUGCCACUGGCACCCCACCGAGCCCGAGUUUCCGACAUCCACCGGCGCCGCACAAAACCGCCGAACCCGACCGCGAACGAGAUAAAAACCGCACAUACAUACAUUCAAUUCCACCUCCCACGUUCCGUCCUCGAGCAGCAUCAAUCAACCAAUCAACCAGCAUGAACACCGUGAAAUCUUUCUGGCAGGGCAUGGCGGCGCUCACGCUCGCCGGCGGUGGAGCAUACUACUUCGCCAAGCGAGAAAUCGACGCCGAUCGGCGAGAGAAGCAUUUGCGGCGGCAGGCCAAGCAGCGUGAGGAGGCGGUGCUCUACGGCAGCCACUACGGGCAUACGCAAGAGCCUGGCGGCGAUCCGGCGGCCACUCGGCAUGAGCCAACGAACGAUGAGCAGCGCGUGCGCGAGAAGAGCAAAUACGAGGCGUCGGAGGUGUAUAGGAGCCCGAAGGGGGACCGGUUCAGUUGAGCGAGCGUUGGGUUGAGGGCGUAAGCACGGGGGCUCCCUCUUUGCCUCUCUCGCUCUACUUGUACUUUACAUACUCUAUCCACAUACAUGUACCAUAGCAUUCGCAACUUCUACUUCAUUCAUUCAUUUACGGUUUACCCACCCCACCCCACCCCUUGGCACAAAGAACGAAGUAUUGUGCACUUGAGACACAGGAGGAACAGAAGACAAUCGAGGUUGCCAC
Tricharina praecox is the source of this 803-nucleotide messenger RNA. RefSeq lists its product as uncharacterized. The transcript has 4 exons. Bases 278 to 580 code for a protein of 100 amino acids. NCBI's taxonomy places the organism in Eukaryota, Fungi, Ascomycota, Pezizomycetes, Pezizales, Pyronemataceae. The record is from RefSeq and is a predicted model, not a curated record.